Messenger RNA from Nicotiana attenuata, 638 nucleotides. Its product is annotated as chromatin-remodeling complex subunit ies6. The transcript is spliced from 3 exons. NCBI's taxonomy places the organism in Eukaryota, Viridiplantae, Streptophyta, Magnoliopsida, Solanales, Solanaceae. Gene Ontology annotation, biological process: chromatin remodeling. Bases 104 to 478 code for a protein of 124 amino acids. The record is from RefSeq and is a predicted model, not a curated record. Gene Ontology annotation, cellular component: Ino80 complex.
ACAAAAAAUUUGGUCGAACCGCUUCAACAAGGGUAAAUCCACCCCUGCCGAACAAGUAAAUCACCCUUAUUCGAAUCACCAGCAAAUCGGUUGGCAGCUAUAGAUGGAGCGGGAAGUGAUAGAAGCAGAGCUAGUACUCCCAACUCACAUGAAAUUCAAGAAGAUUCAGAUGUACGACAAGUACCCUAAAGGACAGGCCAGAGGCCGUCAUUGGAAGCAUCUCAAGCAGAUCAUUCAAGCUGAAAAUUACGAUAAUUAUCCUCCUCACCUACCUACUUAUGUUAACAUUGAAUCACCACCUUCUAUGCAUCCAUGCAAAAAGAUAUGCGACGUAACAGGAUUCGAGGCACCAUAUUUUGACCCAAGAACUAAACUCCGUUAUGCUAACACCGAGGUUUUUAAGAUAAUAAGAUCGCUUCCUAAUGACUAUGUUCAGAGGUAUUUGGCUCUCAGAAAUGCAGCUGUUGUUUUGAAAUAGGUGCAGUACGAGAAAUAGAUAUUUGUAAACUUAGGUGGAAAGUAGAGUACGUUUGAAGUUAUAGUUUUUGAAUGCUCAGUGCAUAAGUCUCCGGUUAUGAAAAUAGUGUAUUUUUAGACUUGUACUAAAAGAAGAAAUCAAAAGGCCUAAUUUUGUUAGA